Cryptomeria japonica (Japanese cedar) is the source of this 1629-nucleotide messenger RNA. RefSeq names its product DNA-(apurinic or apyrimidinic site) endonuclease. The coding region runs from base 294 to 1352 and encodes 352 amino acids. The transcript has 9 exons. Gene Ontology annotation, molecular function: phosphoric diester hydrolase activity; double-stranded DNA 3'-5' DNA exonuclease activity; DNA-(apurinic or apyrimidinic site) endonuclease activity. NCBI's taxonomy places the organism in Eukaryota, Viridiplantae, Streptophyta, Pinopsida, Cupressales, Cupressaceae. Gene Ontology annotation, biological process: base-excision repair. The record is from RefSeq and is a predicted model, not a curated record. Gene Ontology annotation, cellular component: nucleus.
AUUUCAAAAUAUUUUUGAUUUUCCAAGGUUCCAACAAGAAGUUUAAAAGGUAGCACAGACCACAAAAAAUGUUGCUCUGGUACACCCUUGCACUGUUUAACAGUGCAGGUGCUAGUAAAUAGGUAGGAGUGACUUCACGAUUAGGGAAUAGAGUUCAAGAGUAAAAGAGCGCAGAUGAAAGAUGUUAAUGUGCAAACAGGUUAAGAAUUUAAAUAUUUGGUGGCGCAUGCAUGGAGGUGGUUUGCCAGCAUAAGGUAGUUCCGCGAGAGAAAAAGCAUUGAAAUACUACAGUCAUGAAGCGCUUCUUCCAAGUGGUGGAAAAAGACACUUCAAGUAAGAGGGUUAAGAGCAAUGGAGAGAAAGAAGCAAAUGUAGGCAGCGGAAAGGAGCCCCUUGUUUUCAUGUCAUGGAACGCUAACAGCCUUUUGCUGCGACUUAAGAAGAAUCGAACUGAGCUUGCCGAUUUCAUUCAACAACUUGAUCCUGACGUCAUUGCUAUCCAGGAAGUUCGGAUACCUGCUGCUGGAUGCAAAGGCGGGAUGAAAAAUCAGGGGGAAGUGAAAGAUGAUACUAGUUCUUCCCGUGAAGAAAAGCAGAUAUUGAUGCGUGCAAUUUCAAGUCCACCAUUUUCAAAUUAUCAUGUAUGGUGGUCUCUUGGUGAAGCUAAAUAUGGAGGAACUGCCCUUUUUCUAAAACAUCACUUUCAACCACUUAAAUUGACUUUUUCUCUUGACCAGACAUCGCCAGCCCUCAAGCAUGAAACUGAUGGUCGAGUUAUUGUGGCUGAAUUUGAGUCAUUCCGACUUGUAAACACAUAUGUUCCAAAUAAUGGCUGGAAGGAUGAUGAAAAUGGAUUCAAAAGGAGAAGGAAAUGGGAUCAAAGAAUGUUGGAUUUUGUUCUACAAGUUUCAGAUAAGCCUCUAAUUUGGUGUGGUGAUCUCAAUGUCAGUCACAAUGACAUAGAUGUGAGUCACCCAGAGUUUUUUGGCAAUGCCAAGAUGGCAGGAUACACACCUCCAAAUGAAGAGGAUUGUGGACAACCGGGAUUCACAAUUGGAGAAAGGCGGCGUUUCUCAACUAUAUUGUCACAGGGGAAGCUGCUGGAUACGUACAGGUGGCUUCAUAAAGAACAAGAAACAGAUUGUGGCUAUACAUGGUCAGGGAACCCAGUUGGAAAAUAUAGAGGCAAACGGAUGAGGAUAGACUAUUUUCUAGUGUCAGAAAAAUUCAAAGAUCGUGUCAUUUUGAGCAAAAUACAUGGUCGUGGCAUUGAAAUGGAAGGAUUCCUUGGAAGUGAUCACUGUCCAAUAUCAUUGGAGUUAUCUCCUAUGCCAGAUAAAGAUCAGAGUUAGUUUGCCAUCGAGCUUAUGGAAUGUCUUAGAGAGAAAAAAAUAUUAUAUUUUGCACAUUCCUUUAUGUGUUUUCAUAUAUCUAACAAAUGAAUUUAAGCACUUACUCUUGAGAUUCAGAAUUAUCUGAGGAAUGUCUAGGAAUGUCUGUUAAUAUUUUUGGGUUCUGUUGGCCAUUGCACGACCUAUCAUCGUUAUCAGUUGUAGUGUGCUGUUCUUAUCAACUUACAGUCAAUAUAAAAAAAAAUUGGGAUUACAACACAUGCCUGUUUUUGAAUUU